AUGGCCCGAGAGGGCCGCGACGCCCUCUCCUCGUCGGUUUCGGCGCGAGUUGUGGCCUGCGAGGGUGUUGGGAGCCCUUGGACCCCCCCCUCCCCUCCAACCGUAGUUAGGGAGGGCUUUGAUGAGGAUCGCAACCCUCGUUUGCGAUCGACUUGUAAUUAUAUCUUCGACAUUAGUUUUAAUAAGAAAAGUAGGAAAGGCUCGCGAGAAGGUUUUGCGCAUUCAAGUUCUAAGCGGCGUUUCCGCAAAUACAGAGAGGGCGCUUCUUGCAAAAUACACAGCGCCAUGAGCUCUCCAUCCUCACCUUCUCGCUCCCGCGCCAACAACGACGACGGCAACAAGAAUGGCGACGAGAGGCCGAGGUUCUUCAGCUCCAAAGCGAAGAGCAAGUGCUGGGCGGCCGCCGCCGUCGUCCCCGGCAGGCACCCCGAACGGUGGCGCCAGGACGCCGCCGGCAAUGUCGUAUGCAAGCGCUUCUGCAACUGCCAGGGCUGCCUCUGCUUCGAGUACGACCACAUCGUCCCCUUCUCUAAAGGCGGUGAGUCCACUGCUGAGAAUUGCCAGAUUCUUCAGACGAGGGUGAACAGGUUCAAGUCGGACAAAGAACUGGUGGAUGCGACUCAACUCAAAGGCUACUCUUGUGACGUCCAAUUUACAGAUAAAGAGCUUGACAUAAUCGAGAUGGCUGUUUAUGGGGAUGUAAUCCGGCCAGGAAACCAAUGCAGGUGUAGAACUGUUGCAGAAAUGCUGGGUGCAUACAGGUCGAAAGAUCCCAAGGCUGCUUGCAAGCUUCCGUACUCGAAUGAGACGAUGUAGCAGAAGAAUAUUGAAGCCCUUCUCAAUUGAGUGGGGCAUCGGAAGGAAUACCAUAUUGUUUGCAGACAUUUGCACCGACCAGAUUGACGAAAGAUAAUGCUUUGAUGAGCUGUUGAUUGGAAUGAUACGAUUAAGUUGGCUGCAAAAUAUAACUUAUGCCUUCUCUACGCUUAGAUA
Rhodamnia argentea is the source of this 993-nucleotide messenger RNA. RefSeq lists its product as uncharacterized. NCBI's taxonomy places the organism in Eukaryota, Viridiplantae, Streptophyta, Magnoliopsida, Myrtales, Myrtaceae. The record is from RefSeq and is a predicted model, not a curated record. Bases 1 to 816 code for a protein of 271 amino acids. The transcript has 4 exons. Gene Ontology annotation, molecular function: endonuclease activity; nucleic acid binding; zinc ion binding.